AUGGUUAAAAUUACAAAAGCCCAAAAAGAAAACACUCUACAUGCUCUAAUGAAAAUACAGUCGACAAAUAAAAGAAGAAAGUAUAUCUUAUCUGGGUGUUAUUAUCUGAUAACUAAAGGAUGGUCAUUUCUUUUUUCAAAAGAGAAAAGAAUAGCAGGAAAGUUAGACCAUUUCUUCCCGAUUCAAAAAAUAUGGAAUCAAAAUGGGGUAAUAAUGUUUGAUGAAAACCUUGAAUAUGAUUUAAUUAAAGCAGAAACAGGAAUUGUUGAAUUAAACUUUGAUAAUGAAGGAAUUCCUAUAAAGAAAACAUCAAUUGAGACAGAUAAAACAAAAAAGAAAAAGAAAUUAACUUAUAAUGAACUUGUUAUUAUGAAUAUUCUUAAUGAAUAUUAUAAUAAAUAUGAAGAUAUUGGGCGUAAUACUAAACUACUUUGCACGAAAAAAUCAAAAAAGACGCUUACUAGUCAACAAUAUCAAGAACUUCCUUUAGUGAAUAAAGAUGGUGAAGUUAUUGGUGUUUAUAAGAAUGAAGAAGUUUUAGAAAAAAUUGGAACUCCAAUAUAUAGUUUUCUUUGUUCAUAUUUAUUAAAAACAAAUACACCUCAAUCAAAAGGUCUUUUUAUUGGGAAUAAAGACUAUUAUAAUGAAAUAUCUAAUAAUAUAUCAUGA
Messenger RNA from Entamoeba dispar SAW760, 669 nucleotides. RefSeq lists its product as uncharacterized. The transcript has a single exon. The record is from RefSeq and is a predicted model, not a curated record. Lineage: Eukaryota; Evosea; Mastigamoebida; Endamoebidae. Bases 1 to 669 code for a protein of 222 amino acids.